Messenger RNA from Nematostella vectensis (starlet sea anemone), 863 nucleotides. RefSeq lists its product as uncharacterized. Lineage: Eukaryota; Metazoa; Cnidaria; Anthozoa; Actiniaria; Edwardsiidae. The transcript has 2 exons. The record is from RefSeq and is a predicted model, not a curated record. Bases 59 to 502 code for a protein of 147 amino acids.
UGCACAGAGUGUUUGAGAUCUGAGCAAAACUCAUACUCAUUACACUUGUCUUGCCACGAUGAAAGCGGUGAUAGUUUUAUUGCUAGUUGCCUUCGCCGCAGCAGCUAAUGCAUAUCCUUUGGAAACUUAUGAUGAUGUGGAAGAGGCCUUGGGAGAAAUUAUGGAAGACCACAGAGCUGCCAAGUUCAGGUGCGAAUUACGGGAGAAAGUAAGGAAGAUCGUGGAAGAAGGGGAGAAAGCUUUGAAAAAUGUCAAGAAAGAAGAAGUUUGGAAAGAGGGAAUGAAGAAGACGAAUAAACUGAUUGGGGUAAUGAAGAAAAAAAUAAGGGAGGAAUUCAAGGAAAAGCAAGGGCUUGGAAUGAAGAUUUACCGUUACAAAAUGCAUAUUCUUAAAGAUAUGUACAACGAGAUGAAGAAACAUAAAUUGUAUGAAUUUGCUGAGAGAAUCAAGGCGAAAAUCAAAAAUCUCAAGAAAAACAAGCCAAAGUACAGACCAGCAUAAAAAGGUAGAGGGGGUGUUUUAUUGCGUGGUUAUACUUCUAAAAGGUUUAUGAAUUACAUAAUAUUCUAUGAAAACAUUAUCCCUUAUUAUUGUAAUUUUGGUGUCAGGCUCCAAGACUUUAAAGGCUCAAAAAUGAGCGAGCGUAAAAAACAUUAAAAUGGAAAAUUAGAGACCGGCUAUUCAGAUCUCGAUUGCAAAUAAAAUAAACGCACCUCGAAACUAGCUAUCUUUAAAAAACACCCGAUUACUUAAAGCGUCUAUGGCUCAUUCUUGCUUUGUUUUUGUGCCCGCUUCAGAAACUUCUACGCAUCGCACGAAUUGUAAUUUAUUGCAAUCUACUUUAGCGACUUGUCAUUGAAUA